AUGUCAUUUAUAUCCCUCAAAGUGUGUGCUCAUCAAUCAUUCAAGCACCCUGCAUCUGCUUUACUCAUCAGGUUGCAAGCCACAGUUGGCGAACUCAAAAACAAACUGGCAGCAGAAAGAUCAUCAGAAGGAGAAGAAAUCACUGCCCUUAAAGCGGACCUAGUUAAAUUGCGCCAGUCACUGGUUUCCCUGGUCUCUCAUUCAUCAUCCACCUCAGGGACUUCAUCAUCUGCCUCCAUGUCGACGGAAGAGCGCAAUUUCAGAGCUUGUUGCGACUUGGCUUGGCACAAACUGAGGGACGAUUUGCGGAUCCUCCAGGAGAAAGAACAAGUCAUCUUCAAGGAAUUUCUGGGGAACCCGGGAGGCGAGCAGCUCACUUGUUGGAUUUCCUCGCCAAUCGCAUCUGCCAAAAAACAAGUACCAACACUCACUUCCGGUGCUGAACUUCCGUUGCCGGAAUUUCAGGAUCCUUGCGCGGGUGAAGAAGGAGGAGACGCGAGGAUCAGCAGAUUGUUGAGUGGAGUAGUGGACAAAAAAACAAGAUUCAUUUUAGAGUCUCUUGGAGCCAGAGGAGAAUUUCUCAUGGAUGAUGCUUUGAAUCAGGUUCUCCAAGAAUCAAGUGAAUCCUGGGCUGAUGACAAUGAUUCUGCGCAAAAUAAUUUGAAGCUUUCAAAGUUGGACAGCAUUCUUCAGAGCCUUGGAGUCCAAGAUGUCAUCAAGUUGGAACACUUGCUGAGUUGCAUUGAGAUGGGGAUGGGAAAUAGGAACUGGGAUGGUAACCUUUUGUCACAUGCAGAGAUUAUUCAGGGGAUCCGCAGAUUUUGCAAAACUGAGGAAUCCCAGCAAAUAUCUAUAAAUGGAAGGAGACCUGUGUUGCAAAGUCUAUUGUACACAUCAAGAGCAGACGCGUUCAUGGUCCCAGUUGUGCAGGAGUUGGAGUCGCAUCUUGAAGAUGCCAGUGUCCUUUGGAACUGUAUUGAAGAGUACUUGACCAAGUACAUGGCCUUGUUGCGCAGCAGGUCCCUGUGUUGUAAGGACAUGGGUACUGCUUCUCUGCGGAAUCAGCAACUUCUUCAGAUACUAAAAAUUUAUCUGUCAUCAAACACUGGGCUAAGUGUCAACAGAAUUGACUUGGGAUCGAUUUUGGAUUCACAGGGUACCAGAGAUGCCGCAAGUCUCAGUGUACAGGCUGCUUCAUUGAUGGAUCAUACGACGAAAGGCCUUUGAUGGAUAUUCUGAGACGGUUGCUGUUGCUGCAAAAUUAUUUGGCGAUAUAUCAUGUUUCUGAGAAAUCAUGUCAUUUCUUGCUUUCUGGUGAGAAUUCGAAUUAGGUCUGCGAAUCCUUGGAUUUCUUUCCUAGGAAUCAAAAUCAUUUUUAUACUGCAUUCUCAUGUCGAAUAUGUACAACAAUUAUGCUCCGUCAUAUGUACCGUGUAUGUAUAUUUUAUUGCAG
This is a messenger RNA of Notodromas monacha, 1453 nucleotides long. The record is from the annotation of a GenBank genome assembly. NCBI's taxonomy places the organism in Eukaryota, Metazoa, Arthropoda, Ostracoda, Podocopida, Cyprididae.